CAUUUAAGAUGUUUUCUGAUUGGUUCAAAUUCGUCAAGCUUGACCCAACUGAUGAAAGUAGAAAGUAUAUAAAACAGCACUUCUUGGUGGUCAUGCGAACCUUGCGCUUGAGUUAAAGUUAGACUGAUCUAAAAGACAAACUAGUUCAAAAUGAUUAAAUCACUUGGCGUCUUGGCACUCUUGCUAUGGACCAGUGGCCUUGUAGCAGCCCAAGAUUUCACUCCCGAUGACCUCCUGGCAGACGGAGAGGUUGUUCUGGGGGAGAAAGCCGACUCCGACUUCGAUAAUUCGAUUACACCGAAGGACGACCAACCACGUGAACAGCCGAACGAAGAUGAAGUCAAGAGACUCUACACCCAGCAGUACGAAAAAGGCACCAUAGAUACGGUAGCUGAUCCGGUCUCCGGCUGUCCGGCUAGUGAUGACGGCACAGUGGGUGACCUCACGCUGCCGGCAGACGAGAGUGUGUACUGGCAGUUUCUGCAGUACACAGAAUGGUACAAGGACUAUAAAUUCUGCUGUCCGGCAACCCAGAAAUACCAGUGCCAGAACGGAGUGCUGACCUACAUGCCCUGCUUCAGUACCUACUACAAGAAGUCAAAAGUCUGGUGCUGCCCCAUUGGGAAAAUCCCCAUCGCCAACUGUAACUGUAGCAAAUGUUCAGUCCUGAAGGAGGAUUGUGUUUACACAGGAACCUGCCGCAGGGUGUACAGGCUACAGACCUUCACUGCCGUCUGCUACGACACUUGGUGGGGCUACAUCCUCAAGUUUAAGAAAUACCUGCCGUCAAGAUGCUACUGUGACCUGGGAUGUCUAGAGAAGUAGAUCACAGGUUGACCUAAACACCUGAAUGUUCAACUGUGUAACCUAAUGCUAAACUCUGUCACCGAAAGUUAAACAAUGUAAUCUAACUAAACUUUUAUACUUUACUGCUAAAAAAACAUACAAUAAAUAUAAAUACAAAUGGUAGCUGCAUUAAAGAAACACUAAAAAAAUAAAAGUAAACUUAACAUGCUCAUAUUAAAGAAACACACUCAUAUUAAACAAAGCACUAAAUAUAAUAAAUACCCUCAUUUUUAACCAAACACACUCAUUUUAAACCCAUUCAUAACAAACACACUAAUUUUAAAAUACACACACUACUAUUAAACACACUAUUUUUAAAAUACACAAACUAACAUUAAACACACUAAAGGUAACAUUAUAUACCAUGAAGUAACAAAAAACGCCCCCUACCCCUCAAGCCGAUUUCCCCACUAAAGCGAACAAAAUUCUUUAAGAUUGUUUACCUCCCUUAGUCCACAUCUUGAAGGUGUUUUGUGGUAAUAUCAAUUUUCUAUUGUCCCCUCUGUCGUCGUCGUCCCCCCCCCCCCAUCCCCCCG
Messenger RNA from Physella acuta, 1382 nucleotides. RefSeq lists its product as uncharacterized. Lineage: Eukaryota; Metazoa; Mollusca; Gastropoda; Physidae. The record is from RefSeq and is a predicted model, not a curated record.